CGGUGCGGCGGUUCAGAAAGCUAGAAGAGAAAGGCUCCGAGGCUCCUGGCCUCGCUCUGUCACAUGCAACCUCUGGACGACAGAGGACCAGGACAGGACGCCUAGAUAGCGGCUCGGUAGACUGAACAGGAACAUGGCGGCGGAGUAACAACAGCAACCCGCGCGCACCCAUGGCGUCCAUAGAUCAAAAGGACCGCACGACAUAACGGAGCAGCAUCACUUAACGGAGAGGUAAUGAGACGAGACCUGAAGGCUGCAGUUUGUUUCUAAGCAACACCAACACAGUAUGCACUGAAACCCACCAUGGGCUACAAGAUUCCUGGAGCAGCGAUGGACAGGGUCAGCCUCCUGUGGCGUCUGAGGCGUCGAGCUCGCCGUGGAGCCGUUUGCAUGACCUUAUUCUGCAUUUCCAUGGCUUUACUUUAUGCACUGUGUGCUGAAAACAGCGUGCCCGUCACAGACGCCAUCUUUGGUGUGAGGGCACGUACCAGGGCCCAGCCUCGUACACACUCUGUCAUCAAGGUGGUGAGAGGCGGAGCGAAAACCCCAAAUGUGGUCCCUCAGAAGCAUCCAAAUGACCCUCACCGCCCGAUCCCUGUGCUGUCAAACCACACCAAUGAAGACUUGGAAUCUCCUCCAAAACGAACAAGCGCAAAAGAAUCCUCUGGCUUUUUCGCCCGCUUGUUGCCACGGCCUUUAACACGAGUGCUGGCGGGCCUAUUCAGCGGACGGCGUAAAGGGGAGCUAAGCGGCAAGUCAGGGGAUGCAGAGUUCUUCGGACCUAAAGGACUAUUAGGAGAAGUGUGGAAUGAGGAGAUGUCCAGCAGCAUGCUUGGAGGCAGGCUGCAGAAGGUGGUGCAAAACUAUCAGGCAAUGAAUAAAUAUGGUGUCAAGGUGUCUGGUCCUGGUGGUACCUCCAAGCGGACAAAGCUGAGUGGCCAUGAGCUGCUCUGUCAGCUAAAAGAGAAGGUACAACUUUCCACUUUGACUCCAGACUUUCAGCCUUUCUCUGCAAUGGCCUGGGCUUCCCUGCUGCUGCCACCACAACAGCUGUCCUCCGACCUCGGCCCGUACAAGAGCUGCGCCGUGGUGUCGUCUGCAGGGUCACUUCGCAACUCUGGACUGGGCAAAGAGAUUGACUCUCAUGAUGCUGUGAUACGCUUCAACGCUGCUCCCACCAGUGGCUUCGAGAAAGAUGUCGGCUCCAAAACAACCAUCCGUCUCAUUAACUCACAGGUGAUGGCGAAUGAGGACUUGCGCUUCCUUUCCAGUUCUUUGUACAGCUCAGGUGUUCUGGUGGCCUGGGACCCCUCCCCCUUUUCCUCUGACCUCAGCCAGUGGUACAACCACACAGACUACCCCAUAUUCAGCCAGUACCAGCGAUACAGAAGGCUUCACCCACAGCAGCCUUUCUACAUCCUGCAUCCUCGCUUUGAAUGGCAGCUGUGGCAGAGGAUUCAGGACAACAUGGCUGAACCCAUACAGAAAAACCCGCCCUCCUCUGGCUUGCUUGGCACAGUCCUGAUGAUGUCCCUGUGCGAAGUGGUGCAUGUCUACGAGUUCCUGCCAUCCCGCAGGAAGACGGAGCUCUGUCACUACUACCAGCGUUUCUACGACGCCGCCUGCACGCUCGGUGCUUAUCACCCACUCUUGUACGAGAAAAAUCUGGUCAAACGUAUGAACCAGGGCUCAGAUCAAGAUAUAUACGUCCAUGGACGCGUCACACUUCCUGGGUUCAGGUCCCUGAACUGUACCGCUGGAAUGGUGAGGGAGCGCUGAACGGACACGAUGCAAAGCUGGAACCUGAACCUGCAUGAUGAGUGAGGAGAGACGCAUGAAGCCCUUCCAUUUAAUGGUUUUCUUUAAAGAAUGUCAUUCAUUGAUCAGAAAUCACUAUAAAAAAGACUGUAGUGAAAUUUGCACAUGUAAUUGUGCAAGUUAUGUUAUAAAUCUGUAUCAAACAGUACAUUAACACUCUAUACAAUCAAGAUCUCAAAAUUUUAAAAAUACUUGAUAAUACUGAUAUUGGCUCAAGUAGCACGGAUAUUAAAUAACUUUAAAGAGCCAAACAAAAAAGAAUCGAUUAACUCUAAAAACAGGUUUUGCUUUUUAAAAUCAUUAGACCGUGUGUCCUUGAGACCAAAAUGACCCACAUUGUCAUAACUAAAUCUAUUACUACUGCAUAAAAAAAGAAAAAAAAAAAAACAUGAACUGUGAAGCCUUUUGUGUUUUAGUUUGCACUUCCCCCAAUACUUCAAGUGUGUAAAUAAAGUUUGUUUUUUUGAUAAAGCAAGGUAGAACAUUUUCAGAAUCAUAAGUGAUUAUUUAUAGACUUUAAAUGUUAAAAUCAACAAGAUAAUCCUUGAAUUGACUCCCUUCCUUUGCUGAUGUUAAAACCUAAUUUCCCGCAGUUUUCUGAUGCCAUGUUUGUUGAAAGGGUUAAUACUUUACGUUGUCCUAACCAUGAGACACAAACCCUGAUGGAAAUACAGAAAUUUGGGAUUUUCUUCUCCUAAACUAAAUCCUACUCACCAGACUAAACUGUGAGGUGCUGUUUACACCUAGGAAAGAUAAAUAUGUAAUUCAAAACUUUCACUUUUCUUUUUUAUCGACUAUGUUAAUAAUCAGGGCGCUUCUGGUUCAGCACCUUUUGGAUAAUGCUCUUCCAAUUUUCCUUCAAGGAUUGCUUUCUGUUUUCUGAUUGAUUAGCGUUCUUCUGCCGUCAAUUAACAGCAAAGGAAUGUUCUUCACUGCCAACAUCUGAUUCAGUGCCAUCAGUUGGUUCAAUUUACAGCCUUGACUUAACUUUGAGUGUGAUGUAAUCGUCUUGGGAUGGGACCAGCCAGCUUUUUCCUGUUUAAAAAUUCUUGGAUGACCAAGCUAGUAUUAUCAGCCCCUUAUGAUGGACAUGCUGCCAUCAGGGUGCUGCACAUCUCGCCCAAUACCUCGGAGUUCUGCACAUGCCAAUAAACCAGUAACCGUGACCAGUUGUUUGAGGUUCUUUGGAUUUAAAGUAGCUAAUGUUACCGUCGCUCAGUGAGUAGAGGCACAGUUGCACAGUUUGAGAGUUAUGGGUUCAAUUCCAACUUCCACAUUGCAUAUUGAUGUAAACUGCAAAGAUCAAAGAUAAUGAUCUGCAUAUUGAUGUAUGUAAAUGGGUAGGUGUCUAGUAUAAAGCGCAUUGUGUGGUCAUUAUGACUAGAAAAGCGCUAUGUAAACCUCAUCCAUUUAUAAUAUCAACAAAUCUAAGAUUGAAUUGUUUUGGAGAACUAUACACAACUAAUCAAUAUCAGCUGCAAAAUCUGAUGUUAUCUUUCGGCUCAUUGAUCCCUAUUCUACCAUCUCAUGACUGCUGGUAGAAGAUCAGAAACUAUUUUAGUUCAGUUUUGUUCUCAGUCCUCUGCAUCAUGGUAGCAUUCAAAACCUAUGGCAGAAACACCCAAAAAUCUCAAUCUACGCAAAUCUCUUCUGGCAUCUAAAUCGUGUUUCUUUGGUUAUAUUUGUGUCUGAAACUGUGUCUGUUUGAGGUGGUGAGGCUGGUUAAGAAGCCAAAAAACUCCAACACUAUGCAUGUCAACAUAUAUGUAAAAUGUACCAAUGUUCUUCUUUUGUCCUGUAUCAAACUGCUUGGUGGCAUUCUCAAGUAUUUACACAGCAAAUAUCACUGCAACACACAGGAGGAUACUCUCUCUAUGUCUUUGCUAUUCAUAUCUAAAUAAUACAAAUUUCCAAAGGGUUUAUGUAACUUUUUACAGAAACUGUGCUUAAAGUUGUAAGCACUGUGCAACUAAAAUGUAGAGCGAUGAACUCCCUGUGGUGUCCACAGUGAUUUUUGGUUUGGUCUCAAUGCACUGUUUGGCUUAGUGCAGCUAUUAAUACUGAAUUGAACUACUAAAGAAUCUAUUGUAGCACUGGAUUCUGUAUUUUGUACUUUCUUUAGCUAUAUAAGUUUUUUGGCCAUCCAUUGGAAAAAAAAACAUGUCAAAAUUCUUUAUUUACACUCAGAAUUUUCCAAUCUGCAAGUUUAUUGUAUUGUCCUUGGUAAAGAAAAUAAUCUUUUUGUUGAAGUUCCAUUUACUCAUACUCUGAACAAAUUGUGCUUUCAUAGGGCCUGGUGUUGUGUUUUCAUAGUGAGUGGUAUGAUCACUUUA
Messenger RNA from Cyprinodon variegatus (sheepshead minnow), 4151 nucleotides. RefSeq names its product beta-galactoside alpha-2,6-sialyltransferase 1-like (gene st6gal1). Gene Ontology annotation, molecular function: sialyltransferase activity. Lineage: Eukaryota; Metazoa; Chordata; Actinopteri; Cyprinodontiformes; Cyprinodontidae. The transcript has 9 exons. The record is from RefSeq and is a predicted model, not a curated record. The coding region runs from base 304 to 1779 and encodes 491 amino acids.